Molecule: messenger RNA, 861 nt
Organism: Dendrobium catenatum
Lineage: Eukaryota; Viridiplantae; Streptophyta; Magnoliopsida; Asparagales; Orchidaceae
Product: putative Myb family transcription factor At1g14600
Exons: 6
Coding region: 69-836 (255 amino acids)
Molecular function (GO): DNA binding; DNA-binding transcription factor activity
Source: RefSeq, a predicted model, not a curated record
CAAGGGAAAGUUAUUGGCUUUGCUGCUCUGCUUCAUCUUCUUAAAGGUUAGCAAAGAAAGAAGCGGAAAUGGUGAGCUGUGGUAGAAAUGGAGCAGUAAGGCAGUACAACAGAUCAAAGGUUCCCAGGCUGAGAUGGACUCCUGAUCUCCACCACUGCUUUGUUUAUGCCAUUGAGCGCCUUGGAGGCCAAGAUAAGGCUACUCCAAAGCUGGUGCUUCAGAUGAUGGAUGUGAAAGGGCUAACUAUUUCUCAUGUCAAGAGUCAUCUGCAGAUGUACAGAAGCAUGAGGAAUGAUCUAAGCAGACAAGAUGUUCAACUCAUUGAAGAGAGAAGACGUUCAUGCGAAGGCAAUGAUGGCGUUGCUUAUAAGCAAAAUCAUGAUGAUGUAUUUUUGCCCUCUUCAAAGCCCAAUGAAACCCAACCCCACUUCAUGCUCUCAUCUCUCCCUGUACUCAAAAGAAGCAUGGAGAGUAGCAAUGGAAUUUGUGGGAUAUUUACCACCCUGUGCAACUUCCAUGAUUACAUGCAGAGAAAAAAUCACACUUUCGGCUUUUACAUGGUUGAAGAAUCUCACACUUCGAAGGGCAUUAAGCAAAAUGGUUGUCAAACCCCAACAAGUACCAUAACCUGCAGAUCCGAUGAAGAGGAUGAACUCUCCCUCUCACUUUCAUUAUCUCUAAAACCCAAACAUGGGAGUAGUGCUUCUUCUGCUUGUGAAAGCAGUUGUUGUGCCUUUCCAGCCGCUGGUAGAAAUCACACAGAAAGCUUGCAUCAGUCAAAUGAUUGUUGCUUAAAUUUGGAUCUCUCAAUGUCAGCCUGUAGCUCUUAUGCAUAGUUGCAAACUCCUAAUUUCUAUAUUU